Meira miltonrushii is the source of this 480-nucleotide messenger RNA. RefSeq lists its product as uncharacterized. Lineage: Eukaryota; Fungi; Basidiomycota; Exobasidiomycetes; Exobasidiales; Brachybasidiaceae. The coding region runs from base 1 to 480 and encodes 159 amino acids. The record is from RefSeq and is a predicted model, not a curated record. The transcript has a single exon.
AUGGAACAACAAAGGAUAUUGACUCAAUACAAAGCACAAAUGGCCAUCCAAGCAAUCAGAACAGGUGAUACAUGUCUCUCUGUUGAGUAUAUGCCAGUUUGGGGUGCGAUCUCCCUUGCUUCGGCUGCUCUGUUAGGAUGGGUUUUGGCUUUACAGAAAAUGUUUCCUUCAAUUUUACGUGAUUUUGCCAAGGUUAAAGCACCCAAUCGAAUUAUGCAAUUGCACCUUGAUCAAGUGAUGAUGGGAACAAUCUUAUUGUGUUCUUCUACUGCAUUUCCAAAUCUGCCGCAUUUUGUCGCUCAACCGUUAACGUUUGGUUGUUUGAUGAACCCUUUGGGCUUUUUACCUCUGAUAUUCUUUCCCUCUUGUGAUAAAAUACUCAUCUACAGAGGUGGGAUUGGGAUCUCUUUCGUUUCAUCGACUAUUGGAUUUGUUGGAUUGGCAUGGUUUGCAAUACAAGAUCGUAUAUUAAAUCAAUGA